Molecule: messenger RNA, 2698 nt
Organism: Cololabis saira (Pacific saury)
Lineage: Eukaryota; Metazoa; Chordata; Actinopteri; Beloniformes; Belonidae
Gene: ky
Product: kyphoscoliosis peptidase
Exons: 8
Coding region: 50-2698 (882 amino acids)
Source: RefSeq, a predicted model, not a curated record
CACUCCAGCAAGGCAUUUCAAAACCACUCGGGGGAACCAUGAAUCUGGAAUGAUGUCAGCCCAAGUCGGAGUCCAGAAGUUCUCCUUUCCAUUCAGCUGUGCUGUUAAAUUUCCUGGGCGAGAGAGCAGAGCAGAGGAGAGAUGUGGACAGGUGGAGCCCCAGGGGCUCCCUGACCUUAACCACCAUCACAUCCUCAGCCAGCAGAGCCCUGUUGCUGUUGUAGCUGCAAGUGGUGGAGCUUUUGCAGUCCGGGCCCCUAAACUUUGGAACUCUUUACCUGCUGAGAUCAGUGUGCAGGAUGAGAAGCAGGAACAGGACAACAGGCAGCCUCUUCCUGGGGGAGACAGGGCCGUUCCCCGGGUGUUGGUGGGCGCCGGGGCCUCCCCGGGACACGGGGCCUCCCCGGGACACGGGGCGUCCCCGGGUGCGGUGGCUUCCAGGUGGAGCCUGUCCCAGGACCUGAAGGUGGAGAGUGAAGACCAACGUCCGGCAGCGAAGCGGCAGCUGUCCUCGGAGAGCGCAGCCCGGACUUCUACGGUGAAGAAGAGUGCUGUGAGGACGGAGGACCAGCAGAGACUCCUGCAGCAGAGACACCUGCAGCAGAGAGCAGCGCUGGGCCAGAGGGGGACGCCCCGUGCUGCCGGGACAGACAGGAGGAAGCGUAGAAAGGAGCUCUUCACCACCUCGGAGGUCUUCCACAGGCUUGACUCCAACGUUAUUAGGAAAGGAGCAGAGCUGAAGCAGGAGUGUGUGUAUGAUGUCCAGGCAAUAGUUCAGGGCAUCACGCGAGAAGCCAGCAGUGAGCUGGAGAGGCUCCGUGCCAUCUGGGUCUGGCUGUGCCACAACAUCGAGUACGACGUGAGUGGGUACCUGGGGCACUCGGAGAAGCUGAGCUCCCCCGAGGACGUGAUAGCGGCUGGCCGGGGGGUUUGCUGCGGCUACUCCAAUCUUUGUUCAGAAAUGUGCAGAGAAGUGGGCAUCGAGUGCCAGGAAGUGCCGGGUCACAGCAAAGGUAUCGGGUACCGUCAAGGGCAGAGCCUACAGCACGUGAAAUCAGACCACAUGUGGAACGCCGUGCUGCUGGAAGGACAGUGGUUCCUGCUGGAUGCCUGCUGGGGAGCUGGACGAGUAGAUAUGGAACAUGAAAGCUUUGUCAAAAGGUUCGAUGAUUUCUAUUUCCUCACGGAGCCAGAGGAGUUCAUUGAUUCGCAUUUCCCAGACGAGGAGGGAUGGCAGCUCCUGGACAAGCCCCUGCCCUUGCCGGAGUUUGAGAGGAGAGUCUUCAAGACCUCCACCUUCUUCACCAGCGGCCUGCGGCUGAUCACGCCUCACCACUUCCACAUCGUCACAGGUCCCACAUCGGCUUGUUCUUUAUUUAUUUUCAAUGAGGGUGAGGCCAACGUGUCCCUUGGCUUCUCCACCCCGACGACGUUCACCUACGAGAUCACGCAGCACCAGGACCUGCUCUACAGUGGCGUGUCGGAGAAGAGGGAGGCGAGCAGCUCCUCGUUCGGCCUCCUGACCGUCUCUAACCGCCGCAUGAACCUGCAGCUGCUGCCGGCCGCCAGCGGCACGUACGACGUGAAGCUGUUCGCCCGGCCCGAGGCGGCGGCGACGCCUCUGCUCUGGGUCUGCUCCUUCACGCUGGAGUGUCUGGCUCCCCGGGGCCUGGAGGAGAUCCCGGAGAACCCCUUCCUGUCCUGGGGGCUGCAGCCCACGGCCGGGUCCUGGGGCGUGGCCGGCAGCAGCCAGGGCGGGGAGGUGGCCGAGGUGCUGGAGGGCGUGUUCCAGCUGGUGCUGAGCACGUCCCGGCCGCUCAUGCUGCUCUGCGAGCUGGUCCACCCCCAGCUGGACGCCGCGGCGGCCAAGCGCUGCCUGGCCGCUCAGAUCCAGCCCGACUCCCUCACCUGCCACGUCCUCUGCCCCUUCCACGGCUUCUACCGGCUGUCGGUGUUUGUGCGGGACUACGAGAAGCCCGAGGCCAAGUUCCAGAACGCUGCUAACUUCCUGCUGCACUGCAGGGGGAAGGUGGUCGGCCCCGGCGAGCUGUUCCCCGCCGACCUGGCCGCGGCGUGCGGACCGGGGACCCGGACGGCCGAGGCGGGCUUGUCCCGGUUCAGCCACAACGCUGCCGUGGUAACGACCCAGCAGGGCAAGUGCAACAUCACCUUCCAGAACCAGCGGGAGCUGGAGCUGCACUGCACGCUCACCCGGGGGGCGGUUCCCCUGCCCCGCCACCUGUUCUGCACGCACACGGACAGCAAGGUGACGGUGAGCACCAGCCUCCCCGGCGCCGGCGUGUACCGGCUGGGACUCUACGCCCGCACCGGCCCGCCCGGGGACUUCAGCCCCGUGUGCGACUUCGUCCUGAGGAACAGCUGCCCCGCGCCGGGCCCCCCCUUCCCCUGCGUCUUCUCGGCCUGGAAGAAAGGCUGCGUACUGUUCGAGCCCCGCGCGGGCCUGCUGGAGCCCCGGGCCCGGGUCCAGUUCAGGGUGCGGGUCCCCGGGGCCCUGAGGGUCAGCGUGGUGGGGGACACCCGCACCGAGCUGACGCUGAACAAGAGCAGGGUCUGGGAAGGGGGCGUCUCCGCCGGGGACGGCCCCCGGGGACUCAAGCUGGCCGCCUGUUUCCAGGAGAAUGGAGACAUGGCUGUUCUGAUGGCUUUUGACACCAAGCAGGUGGAGGACGACGUGUGA